GGCCACCAAUCUCAAAGCUUGUGUUGACAUCAAUAUUCCAUCAUGCACAUGGCCUUACGGACGGUCGUAGCCAGAGUUAUGAGGGCUACAAGGGCAAAGAGUCAUGCGUGCCUUGACGACGACCGCCAUGCAGCCGAAAUCGGACCACUUUCCAAAGCCGGCUUGAGGUGCAGCGUAAGACAUCCUACGAAUGUACCCACCUCCUGGCCGGUUUUCCGCACAAUUAUGACCUGAUGUUAUUGCGGAAUGAUACGAUGGGUACGCUCAUAAAGGUGGAUGACGGUGAACAUGGUCUCCUCAUCGCUCACCCUCCCUCGCCCACUCCUACAUCUCUCAUCCCACCCUUCCUCUCCCCUCCAACGCCAUGCCCGCCGAGACCGCUUCCAAAGCUAUGAUCGUCCCUGAGAAGGAUGGCCGCGUGGGCCAGCGCAUCGAGAACUACACCAAGUUCUGGCAGAAGGACAUGAACAAGGACGGCGAAGUUGACAAGGACAACCGCGUCGACAGCUACACGGACGUCGUGAAUGGCUACUACGACGGCGCGACUGAACUUUACGAGUACGGCUGGGGCACCUCCUUCCACUUCUCGCGCUUUUACAAGGGCGAGAGCUUCGCAGCAUCGCUCGCACGGCACGAGCACUACCUCGCCGCUCAGAUGAACCUGAAGCCGGGCAUGCGCGUCUUGGACGUUGGCUGUGGUGUCGGCGGCCCCGCACGGCAGAUCGCACGCUUCGCGGAUGUGCAGAUCAUCGGCUUGAACAACAAUGACUUCCAGAUCGCUCGCGCGCGCAAGUACACGAAGGAGGCCGGUCUGGAGGGCAAGGUUUCCUUCGUCAAGGGCGACUUCAUGCGUCUAGAAGAGCAGUUCGGCAAGAACUACUUCGAUGCAGUCUACGCCAUCGAAGCGACCGUCCACGCUCCCAGCUUCGAAGGCGUCUACGGCGAGAUCUUCAAGGUCCUCAAGCCCGGCGGCACCUUCGGCGUCUACGAGUGGCUCAUGACCGACCGCUGGGACCCCGCCGACCCCGCGCACCACAAGCUCCAGCGCGAGAUCGAGUUCGGCAACGGCAUCCCCGAGAUGCGGCCCAUCGCCGCCGCGCGCGACGCCGUCAAGGCCGUCGGGUUCGCGCUUCAGCACGAGGAGGAUCUCGCGGAGCGCGACGACCCGGUGCCGUGGUAUUACCCGCUGGAGGGGAACAUCAGCAACGCGCAGACGGCGUGGGACUACUUCACGGUGUGGCGUAUGAGCUGGAGCGGGAUGCUGGUGACGCACAAUGUAAUGCGUGUGCUCGAGCUGGUGGGGAUGGUGCCGAAGGGGACGCAUGAUGUGGGCGAGGCGUUGCGGGUGGCGGCGCAGUGCCUCGUGGAGGGUGGGCAGAAGAAGCUCUUCACUCCGAUGUACCUUAUGGUUAGCAGGAAACCAGAGCCUCGGACGGAGUUCUAGAUGGCGUUUUCUCUCAUAUCCUUAGACUACCCGCAGCGCAUCGGACAUUUGACCUACCCAUCGUAAUAUACCCACCACAAUAAACUGGUACUUAGAUCGCAGCAACGUUGGAUGCGAGUGAACGUC
Schizophyllum commune H4-8 is the source of this 1570-nucleotide messenger RNA. RefSeq lists its product as uncharacterized. Gene Ontology annotation, molecular function: sterol 24-C-methyltransferase activity. Bases 365 to 1444 code for a protein of 359 amino acids. Gene Ontology annotation, biological process: ergosterol biosynthetic process. The record is from RefSeq and is a predicted model, not a curated record. Gene Ontology annotation, cellular component: endoplasmic reticulum. The transcript is spliced from 5 exons. NCBI's taxonomy places the organism in Eukaryota, Fungi, Basidiomycota, Agaricomycetes, Agaricales, Schizophyllaceae.